Micropterus dolomieu (smallmouth bass) is the source of this 1264-nucleotide messenger RNA. RefSeq names its product transmembrane protein 178 (gene tmem178). Bases 88 to 1113 code for a protein of 341 amino acids. Gene Ontology annotation, cellular component: endoplasmic reticulum membrane. Gene Ontology annotation, biological process: negative regulation of osteoclast differentiation; regulation of cytosolic calcium ion concentration. The record is from RefSeq and is a predicted model, not a curated record. The transcript has 4 exons. Lineage: Eukaryota; Metazoa; Chordata; Actinopteri; Centrarchiformes; Centrarchidae.
CCUGACGCAGCCCCGUCAGUCGGCAUGACAACACGGUCCCGGGAGCAGACGGGGAGCGGCUGACGUGCACGAGGAUGGCAGCAGAAGAUGCUCAGUAACGGAACCAGCGGCAGGAACCGAGAGAACAGCGGCACCGGGACCAGCACCGGCACCUGUCCCGGGAGCGACCCGGUCCAUGUCCCGGCCAUGGAGAGAGCCCGGCCGGCCACGGUGACGGUGUCCGCGGUGAGCCUCGCGCUCAGCGCGCUGUCCCUGCUGCUGCUGGUCACCGCCAUCUCCACCGACCACUGGUACGAGACCGACACCCGCAGACACAAGGACAACUGCGACCGCCACGGGUCCGACUCCAACGACCAGAAGAACCGGGAGAUGCCCAUCUACCACCUCCCGCUGGUGGACACGAGCAGCGGCGGGGCUCGGCAGCGGGACGUGGCGCUGAUGAAGCCCGUGCAUGUGGGCAGCAGAGAGGAGGAGCUGCUGGAGAACUGGCGGGCCAUCCUGGGGAUGGGCAUCCUGGAGACCGAGUGCGGCAGGCCGCUGUUCUCCACUCACUCCGGCCUCUGGAGGAAGUGCUACUUCAAGCGCCUGGACCCGGACAUCGACAAGCUCAUCGACCGGGGUAUCGCAGAUCGAUGCACAGCUGUGAAGUAUCACUUCUCUCAGCCAAUCAGACUGCGGAACAUCCCUCUGAACCUGACCAGGACCAUCCAACAGGACGAGUGGCACCUGCUGCACCUGCGGCGCAUCACAGCGGGGUUUCUGGGCAUGGCGGCGGCCGUCCUGCUGUGUGGGAGCAUCGUGGCGUCGGUCGGGUUCUUCUGGGAGGAGAGUCUGACUCAGCACGUCUCCGGCCUGCUGUUCCUGAUGGCAGGGAUCUUCUGCACCAUCUCUCUGUGUACGUAUGCAGCCAGCGUGACCUACGACCUCGCCAGAAACCCUCCCUUCAUCUACGGUCUGCCGGCCGACGUGGAUCAUGGUUACGGCUGGUCCAUCUGCUGCGCCUGGGCCAGCCUGGGUCUGACCGUGGCCGCCGGUUGCCUCGGUACCACCUUCCCCUUCCUGAGCCGGGGUGGAGCUCUGCGAUCCAAAACCGCCCGCGAGUCCUCUGUCUGAGCUGCCGGCUGUUCGUCAGACAGAGAAGGAGCGCGAGGGGUUAACGACAGAACCCUCAGUGUUUGGUGAACCAGCUUUAUGUGACGUGGUUCUGGACGGACUUCCAGUUCAGUACCUGUUUCUAAAAUGUGUUCGAUGAGUUCCACUUUUA